Molecule: messenger RNA, 3348 nt
Organism: Rhinopithecus roxellana (golden snub-nosed monkey)
Lineage: Eukaryota; Metazoa; Chordata; Mammalia; Primates; Cercopithecidae
Gene: ZNF747
Product: zinc finger protein 747
Exons: 3
Coding region: 317-1279 (320 amino acids)
Biological process (GO): negative regulation of transcription by RNA polymerase II
Molecular function (GO): DNA-binding transcription repressor activity, RNA polymerase II-specific
Source: RefSeq, a predicted model, not a curated record
UUUGGAUUAGGGCACGGAGGGAACGCUUCCUGGGGGCGGGGGCGGGGGCGUCGUCCUGGGUACAAUUGCUCAGGGGCAAAGGUCGAGAGGUCGCGCAGCCGCAGUUUUUUUUGAAGAAAUAGUCCAGUUCUGACUAUGGACUCGCAGCCAUCAGCCCUUAAGUUUCCAUCCCCUCUAGUGGGCCCUCGGGGGUUCUAGUGACCUCCCUCCUUCCCUUGGGACUGGGCCGGGGAGGCGUUCUCGGGCGCGGGAGGUUCCGUAUGCCCAGGCCCGGCCAGGGGAGGUGACCGAUUCGUCGCUGGGGCUGACAGUCCCCAUGGCGCCGCCUCUGGCCCCGCUCCCUUCUCGGGAUCCAAACGGGGCAGUACCCCAGUGGAGAAAGCCCGGGACCGUGAGCUUCGCCGACGUGGCCGUGUACUUCUCUCGGGAGGAGUGGGGCUGCCUGCGACCCGCGCAGAGGGCCCUGUACCGGGACGUGAUGCGGGAGACCUACGGCCACCUGGGCGCGCUCGGAGUCGGAGGCAGCAAGCCGGCGCUCAUCUCUUGGGUGGAGGAGGAGGCCGAACUAUGGGAUCCAGCUGCCCGGGAUCCGGAGGUGACGAAGUGUCUGACAGAAACGGACCCAGCAGAUUCCAGAAAUGAGGAAGAGGAAAGACAAUGGGAAGGGACGGGAGCCCUGGAGAAGCCUGUUCCUGUGACCGCCGGGUCUCCUGGGCUGAAGGUUCACCAAGCCCCCUUUACCAGGUUGGAGCAGCCGUCCAAGGCGCGGCGCCGGAGUCGCCCCCGCUUUUUUGUCCACCCCCCUGUCCCUCGAGCGGACCAGCGUCACGGCUGCUACGUGUGCGGGAAGAGCUUCGCCUGGCGCUCCACGCUGGUGGAGCACAUCUACAGCCACAGGGGCGAGAAGCCCUUCCACUGCGCAGACUGCGGCAAGGGCUUUGGCCAUGCUUCCUCCCUGAGCAAACACCGGGCCAUCCAUCGCGGGGAGCGGCCCCACCGCUGUUCCGAGUGUGGCAGGGCCUUCAUGCGCCGCACGGCUCUGACUUCGCACCUGCGCGUCCACACUGGCGAGAAGCCCUACUGCUGCCCACAGUGUGGCCGCUGCUUUGGCCUGAAGACUGGCAUGGCCAAGCACCAGUGGGUCCAUCGGCCAGGGGGCGAGGGGCGCAGGGGCCGGCGCCCUGGGGGGCUCUCUGUGACCCUGACCCCUGGCCGCGGGGACCUGGACCCACCCGUGGGCUUCCAGCUGUACCCAGAGAUAUUCCAGGAGUGUGGAUGAAGGCCUCAAAAGUGACUAUCUAGACAUUGCGGGAGGCCCGAGAUGGGCUCAGGGGCCUGAACCUCUGCAGCGCCCUGCAGGGAGGUCCCAGAAUCCACGGCAAGAGCUGGCCUGGGGUGUGGACAUUCUGAACGUGGGCCCUCAGCAGCCUCUUCUGUCAGCACCUUGCUCCCUGCUGCCCUGGGCUCUCCAAGGCCCCCUUUCCUGAGGCAGGGCUGAGGUGAGAACCCCCUAGACCUCCAUACGGGGAAGCAAAAGUUGUUUCUCCUCCCAAAGAUGCUAAGAGGAUUGAGGUAGAGGAGAACCUUGUUUUCUCUGUUGUCUUUUUCUUUUUACUUUUUUAAUUUUUUGAGAUGGAGUUUUGCUCUUGUUGCCCAGGCUGGAAGUGCAAUGGUGCAAUCUUUGCUCACUGCAAUGUCCGCCUCCUGGGUUCAAUCGAUUCUCCUGCCUCAGCCACCUGAGUAGCUGGAAUUACAGGCACACUAUGGCUGGCUAAUUUUUGUAUUUUUAGUAGAGAUGGGGUUUCACCAUGUUGGCUAGGCUGGUCUCGAACUCCUGCCCUCAGGUGAUCCACCCACCUCUGCCUCCCAAAAUGCUGGGAUUACAGGCGUGAGCCACCUCACCCGGCCUUUUCUUUUUUAUUCUUUGACCCUCUGACAACACAAUACCCAUUGUCUGUUUAUUUAUUUACGUAUUUUUAAGACAGCAUCUUGCUCAUCACCCAGGCUGGAAUGCAGUGGUGUGAACUGGGCUCAUUGCAGCCUAGACCUGCGGGGCUCAAGGAAUCCUCCUGUCCCAGCCUCCCAGAUGGCUGAGACUACAGGUGGGCUACACUACGCCUGGCUAAUUUUUAGGUUUUAUGCAGAGAUGGGGUUCCCACUAUGUUGAUCAGGCUGGUCUCAAACUCCUGGGUUCAAGCAAUUUGCCCACCUUGGCCUCCCAAAGUGCUGGGAUUACAGGGGAGCCACCGCACUGGCCUUCAUUGGCUUUUUGCUGCACAACUUAAAAAACCAGUGGCCCUGUACUGGAUCUGGCCUGCAGUUGCUGUAUUGAUUUGGGCCCAGGCAGUGUUUUUAAGUGAUAAGAAUUAGUGGUAAAGAUUUAAAAGGAUAUUUUGCACCAAAAUCCAGGUUUCUGGCAUCUCUAGAAAAAUCCAAAGAUUUUGCAAGUCCACCUAGGCUCUCAGAAAGUCGCAGUUGUUGGGAGCUGGGCCGGAGCCAGAACUCCCAACUUACCAUGGCCACUCAUCCUAUCAGCCAAGCACGCGUUGCCAUUCAUCAUUGCUUGCUUCUAGUGUUUUUGGUGUUUAAAGUACAGCAAAGAAGAAAGGGAAGUAUUUCUUGAACCCAUGUCUGUGUCAAAACAGUCCUUGCAUCUUUCCCGUCUUUAGGUACGCACCAUCUUUGCUGUCUUUAAGUAUGUGCCAUCAUAGGCAGAGGGGACUAGGCCAAGAACACCUGGUGUUAGAUUUGUAGCUAGUGGCAACUGUACCCAUCUGUAUCCCCAAGCUCUACACAGAAUCCCCCCAGCACUUCACGACUCCAUUAUCCAUCUACCACUAAUUCCUUUGUGGGCAGAGUCCAGCCAUGAGCAGCACCUGCCCAAAGACAGCAAGGGCCUAUGACCUCUGCUGGCCUGUGCGCCUUCGCCUGUCACUCAGCUCAGCCCUGUGUCUGGCCUACCCAGGGAGGAAGAAACCAGAUUUGUCAAACUGGAAGGAGGUAGAAGUUUUGGAGACAAGACACUGUGUCAAGUGAAGUAAUGAACUGACUUUAUUCGAACCUCAUCUCCAAUCCGACCCCACCAAGGUCUCUCUCCCUUAGCUUUUCUGGGGUGGGUUGACUCGUGUGUCACCUUAUCACAGGGACACAUGGGGUGAGAAUAGGCACCUUGGCAGUAGGAGAUACCUUUGUAGCAGAUUUUAAUUCCCAGUGUACAUCCCAGUUCCCUCCCCUAACCCUCAACACAGCCUGGGGAAAGCCCAGCUUGCAACACCAGUUCUCAGCCCAGACUGACAGCCAGAUCUUGGCCCUGAGUAUGCCAAUUAAAGGUGCCAUGAUUAUUACCUA